This is a messenger RNA of Triticum dicoccoides, 2425 nucleotides long. Its product is annotated as peptidyl-prolyl cis-trans isomerase CYP71-like. Bases 72 to 2018 code for a protein of 648 amino acids. NCBI's taxonomy places the organism in Eukaryota, Viridiplantae, Streptophyta, Magnoliopsida, Poales, Poaceae. The record is from RefSeq and is a predicted model, not a curated record. Gene Ontology annotation, biological process: protein folding; protein peptidyl-prolyl isomerization. Gene Ontology annotation, molecular function: protein binding; peptidyl-prolyl cis-trans isomerase activity. The transcript has 14 exons.
CUUCUCGAGGCCCCGAGCGCGGACACCCCCAAAUCCCCGGAACCCUAGUGAAGAGAAGGCUCGAGUUCUACAUGGCGACGACGAGCGAGUCCACCGCCAACUCCACCGUAACGAGCGCGACGGCCGACGGAGGCACAGAGCGUGAGCAAGAGCACGGCAAUGCCGCGACUGCCGCCCCUGCCGUGGUGCAGCAGGAGGAGGAGGGGGAAGAGUUGAUCGGUCCGGGCCCCGCGCCGGCGCGGCAGCGGCAGAAGCGCCCGCUCCAGUUCGAGCAGGCUUUCCUCGACGCCCUCCCCUCCGCCGCCAUGUACGAGAAGAGUUAUAUGCAUAGGGACGUCGUCACGCACGUCGCCGUUUCCCCCGCUGACUUCUUCAUUACCGGGAGCGCAGAUGGACAUCUGAAAUUCUGGAAGAAGAAGCCCAGUGGAAUCGAAUUUGCUAAACAUUUUCGGUCUCAUCUCAGUCCUAUCGAAGGCUUAGCUGUCAGUGUUGAUGGCUUACUUUGCUGCACGAUCUCUAACGACCGGUCUGUCAAGAUAUAUGAUGUUGUAAACUAUGACAUGAUGUUCAUGAUGCGCCUCCCGUUUGUCCCUGGGGCGAUUGAGUGGGUUUAUCGGCAGGGUGAUGUUAAACCGAAACUUGCUGUUAGUGACCGGAAUACAUCUUAUGUUCACAUAUAUGACACUCAUUCUGGUUCAAAUGAUCCCAUCAUCUCCAAAGAGAUUCAUGCUGGCCCUGUAAAAGUUAUGAAAUAUAACCAUGCCCAGGAUGUUGUGAUAUCUGCUGAUGCCAAAGGACUCUUGGAGUAUUGGUCUCCAUCUACCCUUAAGUUUCCAGAGGAUGCGGUGAAUUUUCGUUUAAAAACAGAUACAAAUCUAUUUGAACUUGCAAAAUGCAAGACUAGUGUGUCUGCCAUUGAGGUGAGCAACGAUGGCACUCAAUUUGUGGUCACGUCCCCUGACCGCAGGAUAAGGGUAUUUUGGUUCAAAACUGGUAAGUUAAGACGCGUGUAUGAUGAGUCCCUUGAGGUGGCACAAGAUCUUCAGAAAAGUGAUGUUCCGUUGUAUCAUCUUGAUGCUAUUGAUUUUGGGAGAAGAAUGGCUGUCGAGAAGGAAAUAGAAAAGACAGAAAAUGUUCCUCAACCUAAUGCUGUAUUCGAUGAGAGCUGCAACUUCCUUAUUUAUGCCACCCUUUUGGGCAUAAAGGUUGUAAAUUUGCACACAAAUAAGGUUCCCCGUAUCCUGGGGAAGGUAGAGAACAAUGAGAGGUUUCUGAGAAUUGCUCUAUACCAAGGCGACAAAGGCAACAAGAAGGUUAGGAAAAUCCCUUCAAUAGCUGCUAAUGUCAAUGACACGAAGGAGCCUUUGUCAGACCCUACUCUGUUAUGUUGUGCCUUCAAGAAACACCGAAUAUAUACCUUUAGUCGUAGAGAACCUGAAGAGCCUGAAGAUGCCACUAAGGGUAGGGAUGUUUUCAAUGAAAAACCCCCACCAGAAGAACUUUUGUCUGUAUCAGAAUUAGGGAAGACUGCUACAACAUCACUACCUGACAAUUUGGUGUUUCAUACUUCAAUGGGUGAUAUUCACUUGAGACUAUAUCCAGAAGAGUGUCCAAAAACUGUGGAAAAUUUCACUACUCACUGCCGAAAUGGUUAUUAUGAUAAUCUCAUAUUUCAUCGCGUAAUUAAAGGAUUCAUGGUCCAGACUGGGGAUCCUUUGGGGGAUGGUACUGGUGGGCAAUCAAUCUGGGGCAGGGAGUUUGAAGAUGAAUUCCACAAAAGCUUGAGACAUGACAGGCCAUUUACACUUUCAAUGGCUAACGCGGGACCAAAUACUAAUGGUUCUCAAUUCUUUAUCACCACUGUGGCUACUCCAUGGCUAGAUAACAAACAUACAGUGUUUGGUAGAGUUGUGAAAGGGAUGGAUGUUGUUCAGCAAAUUGAGAAGGUCAAGACGGACAAGAAUGACAAGCCAUAUCAGGAUGUGAAGAUCUUGAAUGUUACAGUUCCCAAGACAUAAGCUCCUGUUUAAUCAAUUGGGUUGCUACAUCACGGGCCUUAUGAUGAUUUGCUGACCUGUUUUACGAUAAAUGGGCUCUCCUCAAUUCUCCCAGGAGAGGUGUUGUUUUCUGCUGUGGUGCUUGGAGUUUGGCCUUCUUCAGCAGAGGGAGCAGGACCAAUGCAACUUGUGUCUUGGGUAAUGUCUGCGGUACGAAAGCAACAGUGAGCCUUUGAACGAGAAGCAUGGAUCAAAAGCAAACCAUAACAUUUUUCUCUGUCGACAGAAUUAUCUCCCAACGUUAGUAGGGGAAAGCUAACAGAUGUUCCCAAUUUUUUCACGGGUUAAGCUUGUAACUUGAUGAGAAUGGUCAAUGGAAAAUAUUUGAUAGUAAUAAAUUCCAUUUAUUGUAUUUAUAUAUUGCUUAA